This is a messenger RNA of Oryzias latipes (Japanese medaka), 1852 nucleotides long. RefSeq names its product keratin, type 1, gene c5 (gene krt1-c5). Gene Ontology annotation, cellular component: cytoskeleton. The record is from RefSeq and is a predicted model, not a curated record. NCBI's taxonomy places the organism in Eukaryota, Metazoa, Chordata, Actinopteri, Beloniformes, Adrianichthyidae. Gene Ontology annotation, molecular function: structural molecule activity.
UUCAUUUAAGUUUUUAUAGGUUUGUUGAUAUUUGCUCAAAUUUGAACUCCCAUUUGAAAAGGUCAAUAAAGAUAAUAAUUUUUUUGUGGGAUCAAUAAAGUUUUAUACAACACAAACUUUAUAGUUUUCAUAAAUUACAUUUAAACUACAGGUAUUUCCUAAUUUCAAUAAGUAACAACAGGAAAUUGCUGCUCCUCAUCUGUUUUUUUCACUCAUCUGUACACGGUGUCCUGUUGCGUCUGGAGAGACCGGACCGCCCUUGGCUCCGCCCCCUCUCCAGGACUCACCUGUGAAAGCUGUUGCAGCUGCAAACACAGUCGCUCCCAUCCCCUGACAGAGCAGGACGGACUCACAGAAACUCGGACCCGCCUCGGACACCAUGGCCUCCACGCUCUCCGUGCGCAGCUACUCCUUGCGCCAACCUGGCUUGUCCAGCGUUUCCAUAAGGGACGGGGGGCGAGGCCUCCGCGCUAAGACCCCCAUGUCCCAGCUGUCCAGCCCCCUGUCCCGCUCGCUCUCGGUGGGCAACGGCCUCAACGUCCUGGGCUCCCCCACCUUCUCCAGAAACGGUCUGGGCGCCAGCGAGAAGGAGACCAUGCAGGUCCUGAACGACCGCCUGGCCAACUACCUGCACAAGGUGCGUUCGCUGGAGAGGUCCAACGCCGAGCUGGAGAUGAAGAUCAACCAGCUCAUGCUGGAGAGGACCCCAAAGGGCCACGACAUCGAGAGCAUGAUGGCGCAGGCGCACGCCAUCGGGCAAGAGGUGAGGAAGAAGUCUCUGGAGAACGCCCGGAUCAUGCUGGAGAUCGAUAACGCCAGGCUGGCCGCCGAUGAUUUCAGGGUCAAAUGGGAAGCCGAGGCGGCUCUUUGUCAGUCAGUGGAGAGAGACUGUCAGGCCCUGAAAAGAGCAAAGUCAGACCACGACCAGAUCGUCGGAACGCUGCGAGGAGACUUGGACAGUCUGAAAGAGGAACUCUACUUCCUCAAGAAGAAUCACGAGGAGGAGAUGAACUCCCUGAAGUCCCACCUUGCUAACGAGCAGGUGAAAGUGGAAGUGGAUGUGACUCAGGGGCCUGACCUGGGGGCCAUCAUGGCUGAACUGAGGGUCCAGUAUGAGGGCAUCACUCGCAAGAACAAGGAGGAUGCUGAGACUUGGUACCUCAAAAAGGUAGAUGCAGUUCAGUCUGAGGUCAAAGAAAACAAUGAGGCGCUGCGCUGCGCCCAGACCGAGCUCAGCGAGAGGCGGCGCUUCCUGCAGGCUCUGGAGGUGGAGCUCGACAGUGUCCGCAGACAGGUCGGCGUGUUGGAGGGAAACCUGGGGGAGACGGGGCACAAAUACACAGUGGAGAUGGACCACCUUCAGACCAACUUGAUGCAGCUGGAAGACGAGCUUUCUCAGCUGCGUUUGGACAUGCAACGAAACAAAACCGACUACGAACAACUGCUGCGCAUCAAGCAGAACCUGGAAAUGGAGAUCGCCACCUACAGGAGGCUGCUGGAGGGGGAGGAAAUGGUGAAAGAAAAACCUCCGCCUCCCAAAAAGGAGCCCGACGUCAGGACCAGGAAGAUUGUGAAGGUAGUCACUCAGACCAUGAUCAAUGGAAAGGUGGUGGGUGAGUCCAGCGAGGUGGAGCAGAUUGAAGAGGACAAAAAUUGAGCCGCAGAUUGCAGAAGUGAAGAAGACGUGAAGCCCCGGUGUUUGUGAAACUCCUCCUCUUGAUUAGUCUUUGACAGCAUGUUCAGAAUGGAAGUGUGCUCUAAGGGCAGUUUGUCGGAUUCUGCAUUGCUACAUUUUUGCCGGUUGACCUGUCCAUUUAAAACUUUUCAAUAAAGAUUUCAAAACUUUUAAACA